Molecule: messenger RNA, 3477 nt
Organism: Dipodomys spectabilis (banner-tailed kangaroo rat)
Lineage: Eukaryota; Metazoa; Chordata; Mammalia; Rodentia; Heteromyidae
Gene: Dhtkd1
Product: dehydrogenase E1 and transketolase domain containing 1
Exons: 17
Coding region: 77-2839 (920 amino acids)
Biological process (GO): tricarboxylic acid cycle
Molecular function (GO): thiamine pyrophosphate binding; oxoglutarate dehydrogenase (succinyl-transferring) activity
Source: RefSeq, a predicted model, not a curated record
CGUGGACCCCCCCAGUCUUCCCGCGGCCACCGCUUUUCUUCCAGCCGCGGCUCCAGGGCACAGGACCAGGGCGGACAUGGCCUUGGCCACCGCGGCCGCUGCACGAAGGACUCUCCUCUGGUCCCGUCCCCUGCUCCCCAGGCGCGGCUACCAGACGGAGAGGGGUGUCUACGGCUGCCCGCCCAGGAAGGCCGCGAGCCGCGAGCUCCGGGACGGCCCGGCGCGGCCCCCAGUUGAUCAUGGCCUUUCCAGAUUGGUGGCAGCAUACUGUGAGCAUGGUCACAAAGCUGCCCAGAUCAACCCUCUCAUCACUGGACAAGACCUGCUAGACAAGGUGCCUGAAAUCCAAGCCCUCGUGGAGACACUGCAGGGACCCUUGACCACCACAGGAUUAUUGAACAUGGGCAAGGAAGAAGCCUCUCUGGAGGAAGUAUUAGCCUAUUUGAACCAGAUCUUCUGUGGGCCAAUUUCUAUUGAAACUGCCCAACUUCAGACCCAGGAAGAGAAAGACUGGUUUAUGAGGCGGUUUGAGGAGCUGAAAAAGGAGCCAUUUACCACGGAAGAGCGAAAACAUCUGUCAAAAUUAAUGUUAGAAUCUCAGGAGUUUGACCACUUUCUGGCCACCAAAUUUGCCACAGUGAAGCGCUAUGGAGGUGAAGGGGCUGAAAGCAUGAUGGGCUUUUUUCAUGAGUUGCUGAAGAUGUCAGCCUACAGCGGGAUAACUGAUGUCAUCAUUGGGAUGCCCCAUCGAGGGAGGCUGAAUUUAUUGACAGGCCUUCUGCAGUUACCUCCAGAGCUGAUGUUCCGUAAAAUGCAAGGCUUAAGUGAAUUUCCAGACAAUGUCUCAGCCAUUGGAGAUGUCCUGUCUCACCUGACAUCGUCUGUGGACCUGGACUUUGGUUCCCACCGUCCGCUCCACGUGACAAUGCUGCCGAACCCCUCACACCUGGAAGCCGUUAAUCCCGUGGCUGUGGGGAAAACUCGUGGCAGACAACAGUCUCGGCAGGAUGGGGACUACUCUCCCAAUGAUUCAGCUCAGCCUGGGGACAAAGUCAUUUGCUUACAGGUUCAUGGUGAUGCAUCUUUCUGCGGUCAAGGAAUUGUUCUUGAAACAUUUACACUGUCUAACCUCCCACAUUUCAGAAUUGGUGGCAGUAUCCAUUUGAUUGUCAAUAACCAGCUGGGUUACACCACUCCUGCAGAAAGAGGAAGGUCUUCUUUAUACAGUAGUGAUAUUGGGAAGCUUGUAGGCUGUGCUAUCAUUCACGUCAAUGGAGACAGGCCAGAGGAAGUAGUCCGGGCCACACGACUAGCUUUUGAAUAUCAGCGCCAAUUCCGGAAAGAUGUGAUUAUUGAUUUGUUAUGCUACAGGCAGUGGGGCCACAAUGAACUGGACGAGCCUUUCUUCACCAAUCCAAUCAUGUAUAAAAUCAUCAGGGCCCGAAAAAGCAUCCCAGACACAUAUGUAGAGCACCUCAUUGCCAAUGGGCUCAUGACCCAGGAGGAGGUGUCUGAAAUAAAAGCUUCCUACUAUGCCAAGUUAAAUGACCACUUAACCAACAUGGCCAAUUACCGACCUCCUACCCCCCACCUGCAGGCCCACUGGCAGGGCCUGGUUCAGCCGGAAGCAUGCAUCACUACCUGGGACACAGGUGUGCCCCUUGACCUCCUGAGGUUUAUUGGCAUGAAGUCUGUGGAGGUCCCGAAGGAACUGCAGGUGCACACUCACCUUCUAAAGAUGUAUGUUCAGUCUAGAAUGGAGAAAAUAAAGAAUGGAACAAAUUUAGACUGGGCCACAGCAGAAACCCUUGCACUGGGCUCCCUACUUGCUCAAGGUUUUAAUGUCCGCCUAAGUGGCCAAGAUGUUGGCCGUGGAACUUUUAGUCAGAGGCACGCAAUGGUGGUUUGCCAGGAGACCGACAACACCUACAUCCCCCUGAACCACAUGGAUCCUAACCAGAAGGGAUUUCUGGAGGUCAGCAACAGCCCCCUAUCAGAAGAGGCUGUCCUGGGGUUCGAGUAUGGGAUGAGCAUUGAAAGUCCAAAGUUACUGCCCCUAUGGGAGGCUCAGUUUGGCGAUUUUUUCAAUGGAGCCCAGAUCAUCUUUGACACAUUCAUCUCUGGAGGAGAGGCAAAGUGGCUCCUGCAGAGUGGCAUUGUCAUCCUCCUUCCACACGGCUAUGAUGGGGCAGGGCCUGACCACUCAUCCUGUCGAAUAGAGCGCUUCUUGCAGAUGUGUGACAGUACAGAAGAGGGGGUGGACGGAGACAUGGUGAACAUGUUUGUGGUACACCCGACCACUCCCGUGCAGUAUUUCCACCUGCUCAGGAGACAGAUGGUCCGGAACUUCAGGAAACCACUCAUUGUUGCUUCUCCCAAGUUGUUGCUCAGGUUCCCUGCAGCUGUGUCCACUCUUCAAGAAAUGGCACCAGGAACAACAUUCAAACCAGUCAUCGGUGAUUCAUCUGUGGAUCCAAAUAAGGUUAAGACCCUUGUGUUCUGUUGUGGCAAACAUUUCUAUGCUCUGCUGAAGCAUCGAGAAUCUUUAGGGGCUAAGAAGCAUGACUUUGCCAUCAUCCGAAUAGAGGAACUCUGCCCUUUCCCUCUGGACUCAUUAUGGCAAGAGAUGAAUAAAUACAAACAUGUGAAAGAUUUUAUUUGGAGUCAAGAGGAACCUCAGAACAUGGGCCCAUGGAGUUUUGUUUCCCCAAGGUUUGAAAAGCAACUGGCCUGCAAGCUCCGCCUUGUGAGCCGGCCCCCACUGCCAGCACCCGCGGUGGGGAUUGGCACUGUGCACCUGCAGCAGCAUGAAGAUGUCCUCACCAAGACCUUUGCUUGAUAUUGUCCUUUGAAGAAACAUGACUUCCUUUUAAGCAGACUGCCAUAGAAAGAGAAACCUGCUUUCUCUACUUUUUCCACUUUCCCCUUGUAAUGUGAAAAGCUUGUGUUCCUCCAAAGUGUCGGGACCCAUUCACACAGUUAAAUCUGGCACAGGUGUGAUAAACAGGGAAAUUGAUUAUAAAUACAUGAGUCAAAUUAGGACAUUUUAUCCUUAGCAGUAUGGGAGGGUUGUGAUUUCUCCAACUCAACUGAAUGAGUUGGAGAAUUAGGUCAUUAGCUUUAUGUGUUCAGACUCUAUUGUAAUUAGUUAUAUAUGACCAAGGAUAUCUAUAUGUAUAUAUAUUAUAUAAUAUAUUGUAGAUAUAUUAUAUAUAAUAUAUACAUAUAGAUAGCUUCAAAACUGCCUCUUGAUUUGCUUGAUGCGUGCCACUUUAAUUUUUAUCUUCCUUUCCCAAAGUCCUGUAUCAGUAUUUUUGUUUUUUGUUACCUCACAGCCAUAUACAAAAUAUUCUGCCAAAAUGCCAGCAAAAUUAGAUCAUUCCAACUGCUCACUGUUGGCUUCUGGCUAUAAUCCUAGCUACUGAGGGCACUGAGACCUGGAAGAAUGUGAUUUGAGGUCAGCCUGGAUAGAAAAGC